Messenger RNA from Callorhinchus milii (elephant shark), 5303 nucleotides. RefSeq names its product transcriptional-regulating factor 1. Gene Ontology annotation, molecular function: transcription corepressor activity. The record is from RefSeq and is a predicted model, not a curated record. The transcript is spliced from 18 exons. Gene Ontology annotation, cellular component: transcription regulator complex; histone deacetylase complex. Gene Ontology annotation, biological process: regulation of transcription by RNA polymerase II; negative regulation of DNA-templated transcription. NCBI's taxonomy places the organism in Eukaryota, Metazoa, Chordata, Chondrichthyes, Chimaeriformes, Callorhinchidae. The coding region runs from base 699 to 4169 and encodes 1156 amino acids.
CCUUCAAAGACUUUUUAUUUUUUUUGAUUGCAAAAGACCUUGUCACCUUCGUUCGUUGCAUUUAAAGGGGAACCAAAGGGCAUGUUGCAUUUUGCAGGAGGUUGUAAGUAGAAUUGAAUUCCAGAUGGUUGCUUCCCGGUGGUUUAGUGAAUAACUGUUCUUAGCGCGGAAAUGAAUUACACAGACCAGGUGUUUGCCGAUUAAUAGAAGAAUGUUGCUUGCUAAUGUCAGAAUAAAACCGAAGAGGGAAAUCAAAACGUACAACAAAUGCACAGACCCAGGCAAUGAUAGCCCGUCAGUGUGAGCUAAAUGCCAAGCAGCGUCCACACAGCACGAAGGGACACGCAUCUGCUACGCACUUCAUUUCUAAGAGUGGGGGCAUGAAAGACACUCCAGUUAGUACUUUCGCGCUUUGGUUUCAAUGGAUCUGGAUGAGAUCAGCCAUAAAAGUCUCAAUGAAGAUGUGAUGCUGCGUCAAUCCAAUUUGACCCUGACUUCAGGCCGGGAUCCAGCAUUGUCCACUUGAAACAAAAAGAGGAAAGAAAUCAUUCAGACGUUUCACUUUGGAUAGAAAGAAAAAGAUCGUCUCUCAGGGAAAUCAAGGAUUCUAAACUUGUUUUUGGUAUCUUGUCAUAUACUUUUGAGGAGCUUGAUUGUCUAUUUAUGUUGUAAAAAUUGAAUCGCCUUAGGAACAAGAAAUGGGAGACCAACCCCUAUUUAAGUCCAAUCAUACUGUGAACAACGCAGACAGUCUAUAUUAUCAGCAGCAGUCUAGCCCUCUGACUACAAUGAGCGGAGGCAUGAAUCAUAGUUAUGCAUCUGCAAGCAUGGAUGCAUCUCAGUCCUCUCCUGUAUCUCCUCAUUUUCCUCCAGAUACCAGGGAGGCUGCAGUUGCAGGAGCUUUGCCAGUCAAAAGCCACGGCAACAUGAUUGAACCAUCCAGGCCAACCAGCUGGCCCCACUCCAGCACAGGUAAUCACGUUCAAAUACGGAACGACCUUGCCAGUGCCAACACGAUGUGGACCUCCAGUGCCCAGACUGACGACACGGACGGAUACCUGUACGUAUAUUCUCAGGCAAACGACAACCCUUCACAGAAAAUGACCAGCGGCGUCCUGCACAAGUUGGACUCCUUCACGCAAGUCUUUGCGAGUCAGAACCUCAGAAUUCCGCAGUCGAGCAACAUAUCGCAGACUCUCCCGAGCCAGGCCUCCAUCGCCGAGAGCAUGCAUGACAGCGCACUGCGGCAACUGCUGUCACAGAAGCCUCCCGCUGAGCAGCAACCUGUUGUGCAUCAGAUACAGAGAUUCCAGCAAUCUUUACCACAGCAAAUGCAUCGUGCCUUUCCGGUUGCACAGCACAAACAACAGAUACAAGCCAUGCAGCAGCAACAGCAGCAGCAACAGCAGCAGCAGCAGAUGUAUUUUGACUACCAACAAAUGCUGCAGUCGCAGUCAGUGUUACAGCACGGGCAGACGCACGUUCAGCAGCUUCAGGCUCAACAAGUCCUUUCUCAGCAACUCCAGCAGCUGCCCCAGCAACAGUACUUUAUGCACCAACAGCAGCUGUCGCAGCAACACACCUCCGCACAGGAGAUGCAGCAGCAGCAGCAGCAGCAGCAGCGACACAUGCACCCUGCACAUUACUAUCAAAGCCAGCAGGCUUUAUGCCAGUUACAGCAACCUAUGCAGCAGCCCAUGCUACCACCACCACCAUAUCAUCGGGAGCAGAACCGCAAGGUCCUGCCACAAACGCAUCAGUACUCCCGCCAAGACCCGCCUUCCCACCAUCCUCAGCAUAUUCAAAUGGCUGCACCUUCUCAGUAUUUCUAUGAAGACCAGUCGCACUAUCGGCAUAUGUACCAGCAGAAUGCACUGCACCAGCAACAAGAGGAAGCUGUGCAGCAGACUCAAUUCCAUGCUGAAAGUAGGAUUCAGGCUUCAGUAGGUUCUCAUACCAGCACCUCUAGUUCAGAGGGUGCAGAGGAAAAUUCAAGAAAGGAACUAAAUAAGAUGGCUCAUCCCGGAGCUGUUAAGGUACCUCAAAGACAUCUUGUAACACCACCUAAUAUUCCGCAUGCACCUGUCAAGGUAUCUCCACAACAAUCUCCUAAUCAUAUUUGGUCUCAGGUGUCUUUAGCUGACAUGAGGCCAGGUGAAUUGUCUAUGGAAUUCAGCGGACAAGGCAGGGGUGCUUUUCAGGAGAGAGCAGACGUCAAGAGCAGACUGACAUGUACAAUCUGCCACAAAGAAUUUAAGAGCCUGCCCGCCCUCAAUGGUCAUAUGAGGUCUCAUGGAGGUCAAAAGGCUUCUCCUAAACAGGAUGAAGGAGAGAAGCAGCCAAAAGAGGUGGAUCACCUCAUGCCCAUCAUCAUGCCUGUCUCUGUGCCUGUAAAGCUUCUGCCUGCUGAACCCAGCAAGCAGGUCACCACUGCCAAGGACAAGCCUGCCAACUCUGUGUCCGAUGACGAGAUGCCAGUCCUCACGAAGAUGACUGAUUCUCCACCACACUCUCCCAAAGUGGCCCGUCCCUGCUCGUCCUCUGAAAUUAUCCGAAAAUGCCAGCCUACUGGUGUGCAGUCAGAAGACGGCUUGAAAUCUCAACAAGAGAAGAAAAAAUAUCGACAUAGGCCUGAACCUCUCUUCAUCCCCCCGCCUUCCUUCAACCUUGCUGCCUCGUAUCCAGGCGCUACUCUUUACCAAAGUCAGCUUCGUUCACCAAGAAUAAUGGGAGAUCACCUGCUGGACAGGACACAAGAGCUCCCUCCCUACACACCCCCUCCGAUGUUAAGUCCAGUCAGACAAGGCUCUGGCCUCUUCAGCAGUGUCAUUUCAUCCUCACACAGUGGCACAUAUCAAGUGCUGCCAAUCACACCUUUGACACCAACUCCACGUGUCCUGUUUGGUCGAGCUAAAAGUAUAGAUGCAUCGAUAAUAACUUCUGGACCCGGAGAACAGACUGUUGACAUAGAACCGCGAAUCAACAUGGGACCCCGAUUUCAAGCUGCCAUCCCAGUGCUACGAGACAGGUCAUUGGUCACUAAGGACAUCUCUAAAGCUGACUUGGUAUGGAAACCAUGGCGCCAAUUGGAGAACCUGGAAGUGGAACAAAGAGUGGAAGACCUGCUGAACAUGGCUUGCUCUAGUGUGCUUCCUGGUGGUGGGACAAAUCGUGAACUUGCCCUACAUUGCCUCUCUGAGGCAAAUGGUAACAUUCUGAUGGCUCUGGAGAUUUUGUUGAUGAAGAAGAUUAUUCGACCCAAAUCUCAUUCGUUAACAGAUUACCACUACGCGGGCUCUGACAAGUGGACAGUAACGGAGAGGAAACUAUUUAACAAAGCCCUGAUCGCACACACCAAGGACUUCUUCCUGGUUCAGAAAAUGGUGAAGUCAAAGACAGUGGCACAAUGCGUGGAAUACUACUACACGUGGAAGAAGAUUCUGCGGUUAGGUCGAAAGCACAGAACCCGACUUGCAGAGACGGAGGCCGAAGGGAUGUUUACAGAUGAAGACGAAGAGUUGGAGGAUGAGGAGGAUGACGAGAGAAAAUCCGAGAAAGAGGGCGAGAGCACAGGAGUGCAAACACCACCAGUGCAGCUGCAGACGUCUCUCGUGGAGCAGCCACUCGUCAUUCAGGGGCCGACGUUUAUGUGUGAAAUGCCUAAUUGUGGUGCAAUAUUUAGCUCCAGGCAGGCUUUAAAUGGUCACGCCAGGAUUCAUGGCGGCUCGAACCAGAUCCCAAAGCAAACUCCUGCAGUGAAACUCAAAGUGGCUGCGCCCCAGCCCAGCUACACCUCAGUAAAGAGCUCUCCAGCACACAGCACGACCAGCGGUGAAACCGACGCUCCUAAGCUUUUCCCUUGUAAGGAAUGUGGAAAGAUGUUCUACAAGGUUAAAAGCAGAAACGCUCACAUGAAGACUCACCGUCAGCAGGAAGAUCAUCAGCGACAGAAGGUCCAGAAAGCCACUCCGGCUCCUGACUUGGCAGCUGCCGUGCGGAGUCUGCCCACACUGCUUCACCAGGAUCACAUGAGCAUGGUCAAACAGGAGAUGGUGAUGGAGGAGGAGGAGGAGGAGGAGGUUGCUCAGGAGUUAGUAGACGUCAUGGACACAGAUCUACUCCUGGACGAGGAGGACAAUGACCUUCUUCCAGAUGACGAUGAAUUGUAGUUCUGCUUUUCCUUUCUUUACCCCCAACACCCCACCCCAACUCUUAUGAAAGUGAAAUGGCACAACAAACAUUUUAUUUUGAACAAAGUUACAUUUUUUUAAUCCUCUACAUGAAAAAAAGUCAUCAGGAAGUCCUCCAGCUGGUUCACAAACAUUAUGCAAAAGGAACCUUAGGAGCGUUGCACAUGGAUUAAAAAUGCUCUUCUGUCAUUUAUUUUAUAUCAUCACAUGGGGGCAAAACACAGCCUCACAGACCAGUCUUUGUCUCAGCAAAAUGAGUCUCUCGAAAAUGUUUUAAACCAGAUUGUGGUUGUUUUGUAAAAAAAAAAGUUUAAUAAAAGUUUUUUUUGUCUCAAGUAAGGGUUUUUUCAAAAUAUUAAAUCGAGUCUACUUUUCUAUGAAAUAAAAAACUGUAAAUAAGGUUCAAAAUUAUAUUUUAAAAGUAAUUGUUAAAAUCCGGUUUAUUGACGGGAUUUAUUUAACUGCUGUUUCUUGGUGUUAUCUAGCAGGUAGGGUGUAAAUACUUUAUAUCUAUUAUGAAAGCAAAAUAUUUUUUUGAAAGUUAAAUAAAUGCGUGGAGAUGAUUGUAAUGGAAUGCCGACCUUUCACUGGGAUAUGUUUCUGUUACCAGUGUUGUACAGUUAUUAAAAGUUUAUUUUAUUAAUUUGGGGGUACUGUUAGUAGCCGGAUUGCAUGCCUUUUACUCAGCAAUGUAAUUUAUUAUGUUUUCAUUGCACUGUAACAGGAGUAUUUUGUACAGAGUGUAUGGGAGUUCUUCAUUAUUUCCUGCAUUUUUUUUAUAAACAGAAUCUUAUCCCUGCUCUAACGAAACGCAGUGUUUUUGCCACGUAAUCGAUGAAGCACUAUGUAUAGACCGGUGAAUGACUCCACUUGUCACAUGCUUUUGUUUAACACGCAAUGCAGAAAGGCAAAAAAAAAAGACGUUCGGAAAUUUUCUGGCCAUGUUCUUGGGAAAAUUGCAUUUUUUUAACAAAAAAACAGUGACGGUAUUUUUAAAGUGGGACAGUAUUGUGCAUUUAGGACUCACUUUUGAAACAAAGGAAUUGUGCUUGAAUAUGUACCUGAGGUUUUUUUUAAUGUGUUGGUGGGAUUAGUAUUUUUUUUCCUAUUAAA